CUCCUCUCCUCCCCUCACCGGCAUUAUAAAUAGCAGUCAGGGCCUCCAACCUUUGAGGCAAAACAAUUCAAUUUCCUCUGAAAUAACUUUCCAUUGUUCUCUCUUUCUCGCCCCCUAAAAAAAUGUCUGGCUGUGGAGGGAACUGUAACUGCGGCUCUGACUGCAAGUGCGACAGCAGCUCCAAAUGUGGGAUGUACCCUGACAUAGAGAACACCACCACUACAACCAUCAUCGCUAGCAUUGCACCACCAAUGAACAUGUACUUGUGGAUUUCUUGUUGGUACUCUGGGGGAUCGGAGAAGAGCUUUGGAGCAGAAGGAGGGCAUGGUUGCAAGUGCGGAUCAAACUGCAAGUGUGACCCUUGUACCUGUUAAAAUGAACAAAAAUGGAUCUCAAGCAAAGCAGCGAUAUAGCUUGACAUGAAUGAAAAA
Camellia sinensis is the source of this 431-nucleotide messenger RNA. Lineage: Eukaryota; Viridiplantae; Streptophyta; Magnoliopsida; Ericales; Theaceae. The record is from RefSeq and is a predicted model, not a curated record.